AGGUGGAAAUCAUUGAUGUCAUUGUAAGGCAGUGACUGGCAAGGCUCCACAGUCACCACCAGCACCAGGAAGCAGCAAACAAGAACUCGCAGCAGGCUCUGCAGGCUCAGCAGAGCCACCGACUCCAGGCACCUACCUCGAGAAUAGUGACAGAUUCUAUGAAAACUAAGUACUUGGGGCAGACAACUGGUCUGGAAUUAAGACACUGCUUGGAAUAUAUGCAUUCCAUAUCAGGGUGCCAGAGUUUGAGUUCCGUUUCUGCUUCCAGUUCCAGCAUCAUGCUAACACACCCUGGGAGGCAGCAGCAGGACUCCACAAUGGCGGAGCUGCUUCCUUCAGAGGACAGUACAGAUCAGGUGUGCACCUUCCUCUUCAGAAAGCCUGGGCAGAGAGGGGCUGCAGGCCCCCAACAGCGCCGGGUCUGCCACCCCGAGUCCGGAGACAGUGAUGAAAGUAGCAGCGAUGAAGGCAGCAGAGUGGUCCGACCACAGAAGAAGCGAGUGGUCCACAAUCCAAUGAUACAGAAGACAUGCAGCAGUGCUAAGCAGAAGGUGUCCCAUGGCCACUUGAGCAGCGACGAGGAGGAGCCAGGAAACGAGCCGGAGACUGUGGGAGUGGUCUACAAGUCCACCCGCUCGGCGAAACCCGUGGGGCCGGAGGACAUGGGGGCGACAGCCAUGUUCGAGCUCGACACAGAGAAGGAGCGCGACGCACAAGCCAUCUUUGAGCGUAGUCAGAGGAUCCAGGAGGAGCUGAGGGGCAAGGAAGAUGACAAGAUCUACCGGGGAAUCAAUAAUUAUCAGAAAUACAUGAAGCCCAAAGAUACGUCCCUGGGCAAUGCCUCCUCCGGGCUGGUGAGGAAGGGCCCCAUCCGGGCCCCCGAGCAUCUGCGGGCCACUGUGCGCUGGGAUUACCAGCCCGACAUCUGCAAGGACUACAAGGAGACUGGCUUCUGCGGCUUCGGGGACAGUUGCAAGUUCCUCCAUGACCGUUCAGAUUACAAGCACGGGUGGCAGAUCGAGCGUGAGCUUGCUGAGGGUCGCUAUGGGAUCCUUGAGGACGAAAAUUACGAAGUGGGAAGCAACGAUGAAGAAAUUCCAUUCAGAUGUUUCAUCUGUCGACAGACUUUCCAGAACCCAGUCGUCACCAAAUGCAGGCAUUACUUCUGCGAGAAGUGUGCACUGCAGCAUUUCCGCACCACCCGGCGCUGCUACGUCUGCGACAGGCAGACCAAUGGCGUCUUCAAUCCAGCCAAAGACUUGAUUGCCAGGCUGGAAAUGCAUCGAGGGUCGGCAGCCAGUGCUGCAGCCCACUUUCCAGCAGACCCCGAGGAGGGUUCAACCCCCAUUGCUUAGGUUUCCCUCAAACUCAAAAAUAAAUGGUUGUUCUUUUAGGGGAAAAAUA
Ochotona princeps (American pika) is the source of this 1404-nucleotide messenger RNA. Its product is annotated as E3 ubiquitin-protein ligase RNF113A-like. Gene Ontology annotation, biological process: snoRNA splicing. The record is from RefSeq and is a predicted model, not a curated record. Bases 159 to 1355 code for a protein of 398 amino acids. Lineage: Eukaryota; Metazoa; Chordata; Mammalia; Lagomorpha; Ochotonidae. Gene Ontology annotation, molecular function: metal ion binding. Gene Ontology annotation, cellular component: U2-type spliceosomal complex. The transcript has 3 exons.